Molecule: messenger RNA, 3266 nt
Organism: Engraulis encrasicolus (European anchovy)
Lineage: Eukaryota; Metazoa; Chordata; Actinopteri; Clupeiformes; Engraulidae
Product: heme transporter hrg1-B-like
Exons: 3
Coding region: 408-842 (144 amino acids)
Biological process (GO): heme transport
Cellular component (GO): plasma membrane; lysosomal membrane
Molecular function (GO): heme transmembrane transporter activity; heme binding
Source: RefSeq, a predicted model, not a curated record
UCAAGAUAUUCGCACACUGCAAACGCUACUGUGUUGCCGUCCUCAGCCGAGCAUGCGUCAACCUGCAGAUGGGGGUUGGGGGAUUAUGGCAUCGUUGCUUGUUGAAUAUCUUGGUCGACUCAGUGUUCGGAACCUUGAGACAUUGUAUCGAAAUGACUUUGAUUAACAGUCUGAUGUCUGGCUGAUGUUGGUGCUGUGUCAGAAAGGGAAGCUAUUUGCCUGUUGUUAUAGCGUUAGCCUAUUGAGAUUGGCUCCUGGACGACUCCGUUGCUCCGUUUUGCUUGGACUAUUACAUAACGAUCAUCUCCAAUGCUGUAGAUCCCCAAGGCGUUACGCACAGCAGUUAUUUUGGCAACUACUGACCGGUGGGCUAACUGUCAUCUGAAGUAGGACCAUAUUAUACAAAAAUGCCUUUCCAUCGGACCUACUUAAGUAUUUUCUAUGCCCUCUUCGGCAUGUCGGUAGGCUUUUCAGCGUUCGUGGCGUGGAAUGUUUUGUACAGCCAGCCUUGGACAGCGGCGAUGGGCGGCUUAUCGGGUGUCCUGGCGUUGUGGUGCCUGGUCACCCAUGUGAUGUACAUCCAGGACUACUGGCGCACCUGGCUCAAGGGCCUCAAGUUCUUCAUGUUCUGCAGCGCCUUCUUCUUCCUCAUGGCCCUCGUGGCCUUCUCCGUCUUCCUCACCCUCGCCAUCACACUCAAGAACGUUCCAACGGACCCCGGUAGCUUCUACCUGACCAGCGUGUGGAGCUUCCUGACCCUCAAGUGGGCCUUCCUCCUCGGCCUCUAUUCCCACCGCUACAGACAGGAGUUCGCCGACAUCAGCAUCCUCAGUGACUUCUGAUUGGGUGGCUCCUGGAAGAGACGAUGAAAACCCUGACAGCUGAUUGGUCGUCAGCCAGGUCAAUCAGAGUUUAUUGUGAGGAUGGCCACUGAAGAAGAUGGCUACACACACAGAACUGAAGUGAACUGGACUUGGAUGUUGUUGGAGUUGGAUUGUUUUGCACCCUGCACUUAGCACACACCUAUGAUGAUCUUCCCCAGUCCUACUCGCCCCGAGUCCUGAGGACCAAACCCAGUGUGUUUGUCCUCAAAAAGCCACCCUACCUGUCAACGUACAGUGGGCCUCCUGAAAUUUCAGGCUCAGAGAGAGAGAGAGAAGGUUGUUGUAAGUGCACGGAACGCCACACUCAGAUGUGAGGAAAAGUGUGGAGAUGUUGCUAAUUCUCUGGCCAAUAAAGAGUCACACGCUAAUUCACACCACAGAACAUGAACAAAACAGGCGAUAUGUAAGAUGUCUGAAUAUUCUCACUCCUUCUGUUCAUGUUAGUUGACAGAGUUUACUUGAAAGCAACUGGACUCUUUAGACUAGUGAUGUGAUAGAAGCGAAUGGAAAACGUUGGUGAUUUAAAAGGUCAGUUUAGGCAUUAGACAUACCAAACAGAUGCAAGAUCAGUGCACUAGUUGCAUACCCCUGCCCAAUGAGAUUGAUUUGAUCAUUUUGUUUUAGUUUUUUGUGUGUGUUUGGCUGUCACUACUGGUGGUGUCACCAAAUCUUGUGGAUCCACAGAUGGAAAUCUAAGAGACUUUGAGAACUGUCUCACAGAAACACAAAGGAAGGACACUUUUGGUGUACUAAAAAUAUACAAUUUUGGGUAUUUCAUUGAGUUUUAUCUUGUAUGGCAUUGACAUUCAUGAUAGCUGUCUGUGAUGGUUACAGGGUACUAUUCAGUCAAGCCAGUGCCAUAGUGUACAGUAUAUUGUAAUUAUUAUAGAAACAUUAUUAUCAGUCCCCCUAAGUCACAACAAGCAUUUUGCACUUGAAAAAUCUAUACAUUACCAAUAGUAUUUGCUAUAUUGCUGCUUAGAAUAAUUUUAAUUUCAUCUGCUUCUGUUUUAGAAACCAGAGUUGUUUGGUUGGUAGUACCUUGUCUUGGGCUGCCAGAUGUAGCCAAUGGUGUCCAGCCUGUGUAUGGCUAUGACAUCUAAAGUAAUUAGCCUUUUUACAUGUGUCAUAAAGUUUUGAACUAGGUGCAGUAUAUCUAUGCCUGCCAGUUUCAGGCAAAAACACAGCAUAGCAGAAAACAGGUAGUCAUAUGUUUGUCUAUGUCACAGUAUACAUCUUAUACAUGCAUCAAAUGCAUUAAUUCAAAGAUUUCUCAUAGGCCAAGGCCCAUACCUGCCCAAGAUGAGUUUUUUUUCCUUUAAAUCCGCAAUCAUGCAUCUGGCAACCCUGCCACAGAGAGCUGGUUAGCUGAGGCUUUCCAUGGUCUGUCAUGUCAGUCAGUAGUAUGCACUUAGACAUGCAGUAUUUAGCAAUGUCAAUACUAUAGAGGCAAUAGCCCCAUCUAGAGGAUAAGUCAGACUAUGUAACUCUCUUGUAUGCCAUUUUGCAAUUAGCACUUGACAACCACCUACCCUGAGAACAAUGUUCGUGUGAGUGCACUGGAAAGUGUGUGUGUGUGUGUGUGUGUGUGUGUGUGUGUGUGUGUGUGUGUGUGUGUGUGUGUGUGUGUGUGUGUGUGUGUGUGUGUGUGUGUGUGUGUGUGUGUGUGUGUGUGUGUGGGUGUGUGCGUGUGUGCGUGUGUGUGUGUUCUUGUGCGCGUGUGUGUGUUGUGUAUGCAACAGGAACAAUUUAGAAAUGUGCAGAAUUUUACCUGACUUAUAUCCUGCUUUGCAUGUAAAUGCAAAACUUACAAGAUUAUUUUCUUGACAGCUGGCUUGGACAUUCAACAAUAAUAUCUAUUGUUACGUUUGCUCUUUACAUUAAGACAUGUUUUUUUAUCUCACAUUGUAUGUACAGUAUGUGUGUGUACAAAGUAAUUUGUGUAACAGGUCAAAUGUUCCAAGGCCAGAUGACAAGACAAGCUUUACAAAUAAUGACUGCGUAUUUCUUUAUGAAGUGUGACAGCCAAUAAAAAAUAAUAGUAUCACUGCUAUAGUACAUGACUGUAUUCAUCACAGCUUUAGAGUUCAGUUCAGAUUUCGUAUUCGUAUACGUUAUUUUAGAGUAUAUGUGUAUUUAUUUAUCAGUUCUGCAAUAUCUAGUCUAUCUGAACAGGGUCAAUCAAUCUUGUCUUCUCCAUCUAUUCUCUGAAAGCAAAUUGCUGACAAAUGAAGAUGUGCAGUUAUAGUCGACAUAAAGAGUGUGCACGAGGAUGUGUGUGUGUGAAUGAUAGAAGGCAUUAAAGGCUUUUCUUUCAUAUCUACGUACAGAAGUGUCCCUCAAUUGUUUUCAAAUAUAACGUAAGUCACUGAUUCUUGAGAA